Molecule: messenger RNA, 1110 nt
Organism: Aspergillus tanneri
Lineage: Eukaryota; Fungi; Ascomycota; Eurotiomycetes; Eurotiales; Aspergillaceae
Gene: TSR3
Product: ribosome biogenesis TSR3 family protein
Exons: 3
Coding region: 1-1110 (369 amino acids)
Biological process (GO): maturation of SSU-rRNA
Molecular function (GO): rRNA small subunit aminocarboxypropyltransferase activity
Source: RefSeq, a predicted model, not a curated record
AUGGUCCGACACAAAAAAGACAACUUCUCACGUGGAGGGAAAAAGUUCACCAACCCCCGCCCACACCCUGUACCCCGCGGCGCCGAAGCCGCUGCCUCCAAACCUCCCUUCAAGGCCGCCUGCUGGGAUCUGGGCCACUGUGACCCCAAACGAUGCUCGGGGAAGCGAUUAAUGCAGUUUGGAUUGAUGCGAGAGCUGUCCAUUGGGCAACGAUUUCCCGGGGUGAUUGUCUCUCCAAAUGCCAAAAAAAUCCUGUCUCCUGCCGACCGCGAACUAUUAGAACAAUUCGGAGCAGCCGUGGUGGAAUGUUCCUGGGUGAGGGUGAAAGAAGUGCCCUGGUCACGGAUCGGAGGAAAAUGCGAAAGACUCUCGAACACAGUCAAUUACGGAAAACCCUGGCGACUGAACUGCGUGGAAGCAAUCGCGGCCUGUUUCUGUAUCUGUGGCCACGAAGACUGGGCUCGUGAAGCGCUUAAGCACUUUCCCUACGGCGAAGCAUUUCUUGAAAUCAACUCGCAGCUCCUGAAGCGGUACGCCGCCUGCGAGAAUGAGGAAGACGUGAAACGGACGGAGGAGGAGUGGCUGGCUAAGAUCGAGAAGGAAUAUGAAGAUAGUCGCGCCGAAGAGGGCGCAGAUGAUAUCUGGACCGUAGGGAAUACUAAUCGGAGAGCAGAGGAUUCUGAUUCAGAUGAGGCGAAAGACGGCGACGAAGACGAAGAUGACGAUAGGAGCGAUAAGAACGAAGACGAAGAGGGGGAAGAGGAAGAGGAGGAAAAAGACCCGUUUGCCAUCUCGGACGACUCAGAAGACGAAGAGCAAAUGGCCGAAAUCCGUCGCAAAAUCCUCAGUUCCAAAUCCUUCCAAAAUCCCUCUAUUCCCGACAAGCCGCAGCCGGAGAAAAUUGCACAUCCGGAUCCCAGGCCGAUGGAGGAUUCGGAUGCCGAGUCCGGGUCUGCAGGGGAGAGUGACGACGAGGCUUUUGACAAUAUCAUUAAUGCGACGCCCGUGACAGAUCGGACUGGAAUUAUCGCUGCGUCGCAGAAGAAGAAGCGGGAAACGUAUACUGCAUCGUUCUCCCGCACGACGAUUGAUGCUCCCAAGAGAUGGUAG